CUUCCUGUCGGCGGGCCCUCCACGUCCGGAGGGAUUGAUCUUCGGGUAUCACUGGCUGCUGAGCGAGCGGGACGUCCUCCAAACCGAGAAGAUGGCUGAUCCUUGGCAGGAAUGCAUGGAUUACGCAGUAACGAUAGCAAGACAAGCUGGAGAGGUGAUUCGUGAAGCUCUAAAACAAAAAAUGAACGUAAUGAUUAAAAGUUCUCCAGCUGAUUUGGUAACUGCGACUGACCAAAAAGUUGAAAAAAUGCUUAUCUCUUCCAUAAAGAAGAAGUAUCCAUCUCACAGUUUCAUUGGUGAGGAAUCUGUGGCUGCUGGGGAAAAAUGUGUCUUAACUGACAGCCCCACAUGGAUCAUUGACCCUAUUGAUGGAACAACUAACUUUGUACAUAGAUUUCCUUUUGUAGCUGUUUCCAUUGGCUUUGUUGUAGAUAAAAAGAUGGAAUUUGGAGUUGUGUACAGUUGUGUGGAAGAUAAGAUGUAUACUGGCCGGAAAGGAAAAGGUGCCUUUUGUAAUGGCCAAAAACUACAGGUUUCAAAGGAAGAUGGCUGUUUUCUUGUUGUGAUUACCUGGGGCUCCUCCAUGCAGAUGAUAGUUUGGCGAGAAGAAGGCAGAGUAUGCUCCGGCCCCCUCAUUCCUGUUGGACUAACUGAUAUUACCAAAUCACUCUUGGUAACCGAGUUGGGAUCUUCCAGAAUACCAGAGACUGUAAGAGUCAUUCUUUCUAAUAUGGAAAAGCUUUUUGCCAUUCCCAUUCAUGGAAUCCGGAGUGUUGGAACAGCAGCUGUUAACAUGUGCCUUGUGGCAACUGGAGGAGCAGAUGCGUAUUAUGAAAUGGGAAUUCACUGCUGGGAUAUGGCAGGAGCUGGCAUUAUUGUUACUGAAGCUGGUGGAAUACUAAUGGAUGUAACAGGUGGACCAUUUGAUUUGAUGUCACGAAGAAUAAUUGCUGCAAAUAGUAGAGCAUUAGCAGAAAGGAUAGCCAAAGAAAUUCAGAUAAUACCUUUACAAAGAGAUGAUGAAGAUUAAUUACAACUGCCUCAUUAUUCACAUUUAUUUUUCCCCAGAUUUACUGUAGCAGUGAUGGAUAUCUGUUUCAUAUGUGUCAAAAGAUUGAUUUAGAUUGUCUUUAAUGUUCUGAUUUUAAAAUGAGAAGUUAAACCAUAGGCUAUAUGCAAAAAUAGAUGUAAUAAUUUGUUUUGUGGCCUUAAAAAAUUCUGUGUGUAAGAAUAUACUUUGAGAAAAACAUGCUGGAAGUUUAGUUUUGUGAGCUGUACAUUGAAAUACUCAGCUAGCAA
Messenger RNA from Chinchilla lanigera (long-tailed chinchilla), 1299 nucleotides. RefSeq names its product inositol(myo)-1(or 4)-monophosphatase 1 (gene Impa1). The record is from RefSeq and is a predicted model, not a curated record. Gene Ontology annotation, molecular function: inositol monophosphate 1-phosphatase activity. Lineage: Eukaryota; Metazoa; Chordata; Mammalia; Rodentia; Chinchillidae. The transcript has 10 exons. Gene Ontology annotation, biological process: phosphatidylinositol phosphate biosynthetic process; inositol metabolic process; signal transduction. Bases 92 to 1030 code for a protein of 312 amino acids.